UAACUUCACACUUGUUUCUGUAUAGAACAUGUGCAAUAAUGUCACCUCAAAAGAGAGUUAAGGACUCUAAGGCACAAAAGAGGACUUCACAAGAUAGUGAUAGUUAUAAGACUAAUCUCUUGGCCUUGAAAGAAGAGGACCUAAAUGACUCAAAGUGCAGCUUAAAACAUGGACAAAACGAUCCAGUGAAAGAUUAUGGACAUGCUGAUGAUGAAGCAGAAGAUGCUCUGAAAAGAGCAGUGAGAUACUUUGAGAAAGGUCCUGUUGAAACUUCACGGAGUAGAGAUAAAACCUUGGAAAAACACUUGAAAACUGUGGAAAAUGUGGCUUGGAAGAGUGGCUUAGCUCCAGAAGGAAUUGACAUUCUACUAAAUGUGGCACUUAGUGGCAAAUUUGGAAAUGUUGUAAACACUCGGAUAUUGAAGUGCAUGAUUCCAACAACUCUAAUAUCAGAAGAUUCUGUGGUUAAGGCAGUCUCCUGGCUUUGUGUUGGCAAGUGUUCUGGUAGCACCAAGGUACUUUUUUAUCGUUGGCUGGUUGCUAUGUUUGACUUCAUUGAUCACAAGGAGCAAAUUAACUUACUCUAUGGCUUCUUUUUUGCCUCAUUGGAAGAUGAUGCACUGUGCCCUUAUGUGUGCCAUUUGCUGUAUUUACUUACCAGAAAAGGGAAUGUCAAACCAUUUCGUGUGAGAAAACUGCUUGGUCUUCAGGCCAAAAUGGGAAUGCAGCCUCACCUCCAGGCUUUGUUAUCGCUGUAUAAGUUCUUUGCUCCUACUUUGAUUUCUGUAUCUUUGCCUGCAAGGAAAAAGAUUUAUUUUAGGAAUUCAGAGAAUCUGUGGGAGACAGCUCUACUUGCUGUGAGGCAAAGGAUUCAGGGACCCCCUCCUGAACCUGUAAAAUUAAUGUUAGGUCCAGCUAAUGUCCAUCCUGUAAAAAGAAAAUGGAAUUCUUACUCAGUUAUACCCAUGCUGAAUUCUAGUAGCUGCAGUAAAGAAUGUGGGAAAAAAGGGAUGGCUCUUUCUGAUUAUCUCCGUAGUAAUGGAUCAUUUCCACUAGAACAGCUUAAAAGCUUCCCUCAACUCUUAAAGAACAUCCAUUGCUUAGAGCUGCCUUCUCAGAUGGGUGCAGUGUUGAACAACUCUCUGCUGCUUCACUAUAUUAACGUUGUCAAAGACGAGUCCAUCUUACUGAGAAUCUAUCACUGGUUGAGUCAAACAUUACAGGAAGAGUGUAUUUGGUAUAAGGUGAAUAAUUAUGAACAUGGAAAAGAAUUUGCCAACUUACUGGACACUAUCAUCAGGGCAGAGUACUUCUUACAAGAGGGGUUCUAUUCCUGUGAAACAUUCCUGUAUAAGAGCCUUCCUCUCUGGGAUGGCCUCUGUUGUCGAUCACAGUUCCUUCAGCUUGUGAGCUGGAUUCCUUUUAGUAGCUUCUCUGAGGUGAAACCACUUCUUUUUGACCAUCUAGCACAGCUCUUCUUUAUAUCAACCAUUUAUUUCAAGUGUAGUGUUCUCCAGAGUCUGAAAGAACUAUUGCAGAAUUGGCUGUUGUGGCUUUCUACGGACAUCCACAUGAAACCUGUGAUGGACAGUCCUCUGGAUACCACUUUAGGUGGAUCCGUGAACACUGUGUCUGAACUGAUUGACUACGUAGGGUGGCUGUCCACUACUGCAAUGCGCUUGGAAAGCAACAAUACUUUCUUACUGCACUUUAUUUUGGAUUUCUAUGAGAAGGUAUGUGACAUAUAUGUAAAUUAUAACCUUCCACUAGUGGUAUUGUUUCCUCCGGGGAUCUUCUAUCCUGCUCUCCUCAGCCUAGAUUCCAGUAUCCUGAACCAGCUGUGUUAUAUCAUGGACAGGUAUCGUAAAAAUUUGACUGCUGCAAAGAAAAAUGAGUUGCUACAAAAGACAAAAUCAGAGUUCAAUUUCAGCACCAAGACCUAUAGAGAAUUUAAUCACUAUUUGACAGUGAUGGUUGGUUGCCUGUGGACGUCCAAACCUUUCCAGAAAGGAUUGUAUAUUGACCAUGAAGUCAUAGAAAAAGCUGGAGUAGCAGAGUAUAAAAGCAGUUUAAAUUUAGUUCAUCACCCAGCUCUAUUGAGUUAUACAGUUUCCUUUCUGCUCCAGGAAUGGCCAGAAGAAAGGAGAGUAAACAUGAGCUCUGUUCGGGGAAAGAAAUGGAACUGGUAUUUGGACUAUUUAUUUUCAGAGGGGUUACAAGGCUUGAAACUUUUCAUAAGGAGUAGUAUUCAUCGUUCUUCUACCCCCCUGACCAGAGAGCAUAAACCACAUCAUCAACAUUAAAUGAGUUUUGACUGAAACAAACUGACCAUACCGGACUAAAUUCUUUUUCUUGUUGCUAGAGAGGCCAAGUGGCUCAACUUGAGUUGCCAUAAUCUGUUCACCAACAGACUGCCAUCCUCGGAGCACUGGGACUGGCCUUCUGUGCAUGGCUCAGGAGAGCCUCAGUGUGGCUAAAUUUAUUUUUCAAGAUCUAGAUUCUUUAGCCCACUAGUGAAAACUGACUUCAUCAUCAGGCUCAGCCUUCCACCAGAUUAUACAUAAAGAGAUUCAUCUAUUAGGUGGUGGAAUUUUUCACAUUCUUGUGGACUCUAAGUUGCAUCAGUGGAAGAGAGCAGAUAACAUAUAGUGGCAGUUAAGCCACAGACAUACUCGUGCAAAAAGCCCUGCCGCUUCUGAAACCUCUGGGGAUAUUGCCAUUUUCCUUAUUGUGAACAACAAUGUCAGCAUCAAGUUAACAGGAUACAUUUCUAAUGCUUAAAGCCAGCUCUAGCUAAUUGGUAGCUUCCUGGGCCUUCACUGGUAGCAAUUUGAUGAGAGAAGGAAGGGGAGAGGAUUGUGGGAUAAUCUAAAAUGUUCCCAUUUAUUCCACUUUGAUUUCAUAAAACUGUACUAUUUUGUGUAUGUGUAUAUAUGUAUAUGUUACAUGUCCCAUUUUUACAUGUUCAGGCUCAUUUAAAUAAACCGAGACUUUAUUUUGGGGGAUCAUUCUGAAGCUUUUAAAAAAUUUUAUCAUAGCUAGAAUAUUUUGCUGAAAAUUAAAAUUCACUGCUACUGAGUAACUCUUCUCCUUUUAAUAAAAUUCAUGUCAUUUGAGAGAAAUUAAGCUGAGUUUACUUUUGGUCUUAAGGGCACAUUCUUGUGGCUUUUGUUUUUCCUCUAAAGCAAAAUAAAACUAUAUU
Lynx canadensis (Canada lynx) is the source of this 3202-nucleotide messenger RNA. It is a transcript of the gene CENPI, whose product is annotated as centromere protein I. The record is from RefSeq and is a predicted model, not a curated record. Bases 39 to 2303 code for a protein of 754 amino acids. Lineage: Eukaryota; Metazoa; Chordata; Mammalia; Carnivora; Felidae. The transcript has 20 exons. Gene Ontology annotation, cellular component: kinetochore.